UACAUCUUUUAGGAGCUCUGGCUGCCAGUGCAUCCAUUGGCUAGCUGGAGGUUUCCAGUAGUGCUUGUGAUUGGCCAUACUUAAUGAUCAUUGGCUCAUCAUUUGCUCCUGUAAUUUACUAUGAAUAUUGUAUGCAGGCGGAAUAGCUGCUGAUAAGUUUGAAAUAGCUUGGUCCUGGAUAAGACGUGUGCGCGCGGGCAAAAUAUAUUUCCUUGCUGGGCUGAGAUUUUUUCCAUCACCUAUUGGGAUGCUUCUAUCCUGUAUUCGGAUGGGCAUGAAUGGUCUCAGUCGGAUAUUCACAAUGUAGAUAUUUUUGCUGCAUGUUUGGUGAGGACUAUUUUGCUAAUUAUGUUUUGCGCUAAACUAAAGGAUCUUAAGAUUUCGGGUGAAUGCCCCUUUUCUAUGGUCGUGGGAAAAGAGGAACCCGCGGACUUUGAGGAAAGCAAUGCGGUGAAUGUUGUGCCAGUAUCCAGAGAGGUGCAGGGCAAUAUCGCAAACAUUCUGCCCAGACGCAAAAUAAGCCGGAGCAAAGUUAAUCUGCAUUCACUGGGCGAGAGCAUCCGAAAGCUGGUGUGCCCGGAGUUCGAGAAAUUACGAAAUGCAUUGUUCAGAGUUAUGAAACAGCAGAUAGACAUGAGUUGCCCUGUAGCAUGCAGUUCUGAUGGAUCUCAGACACUGGACAAUGCCGACCAAUUAUCCGAUGUCAUGAGAAACUACUCACUUAAAACAGGUAUCCCCAUGGAUGCACUAAAGAUCUCCCUGGGUCUGGAGGUGUUUCGAGACUGUUAUGAGGAGGAUGGUCAUAUUCUCAGAGUGGUGGGGGGAGCUCUCCAUGAUUUUCUCAACAGCUUUAAUGUUCUCUUAAAGCAAAGCACACCGCCCACCCCUGAGGUACAGCGUUACAUCCACCAAGCAUCCAUCCUCUGCCUGGACAAAGAUCCAGGACUCCUGACAGUCUAUUACUUCAACCCCCUCCCCACCACUGAGCUCUUCUUCUCGGGUAUCAUCCAGGCGGCAGCGUGUUUGCUCUACUGCACACGGGUGGAGGUCAGAAUGGAUGUUGGGGGUAAAGACAGUGGUGCUCUACAGGCCAGUCAUCAGCCCCAUCUGCUGUACUCGGUGGUAGUGAGAGAUGGCAGGAGCCUCACACCAAGCCCCAUGAGGACACACUCGUCUGGAGACAUCCCCCUCUCGCUGCUCUACUCUACUUUUCCCUUCCACGUUCUCCUGGAUCAGGAAAUGGUCCUGAUGCAGAUUGGAGAUGGUUUGAGAAGGAGGCUUGGCCGAUACAGAGAUGGUCAAAGGAGACCCGUUUUCAAUGAGCACUUUGCCAUUGUGUCACCCGAGAUACGAGCCAGCUUCCAGGAUAUUUUGACCAUGCUUAACACCCAGUUCGUGCUACGGGUGAAACAUCAUGGAGCGAGCUCUGCUGACAGCCCUGGAAAGCAUAUGGACCUGAAGGGGCAGAUGAUCUUCAUGUCAGAAAUGAGUGCUCUCCUCUUCCUCGGUUCUCCGUGUGUGGAUAAGCUGGAGGAGUUGACAGGCCGGGGCCUCUACCUCUCUGACAUUCCCAUCCACAAUGCACUACGAGAUGUUGUUCUGGUUGGGGAGCAGACCAAGGCCCAAGAUGGACUAAAAAAACGCCUGGGCAAAGCCAAAGCUGCCUUGGAACAGGCACACCAGGCCCUGGAAGAAGAAAAGAGGCGAACGGUAGAGCUGCUCUUCACGAUAUUCCCAGGGAACGUCGCCCAGCGUUUGUGGCAGGGACUUCCUGUGCAGGCGAAAAAGUUUGAUCAUGUCACCGUGCUGUUCUCAGAUAUUGUGGGCUUCACUGCAACCUGUUCACGUUGUACGCCCAUGCAGGUGGUAAACAUGCUCAGUGAGCUCUACACUAGGUUUGAUCACCACUGCGGUGAGCUGGAUGUGUAUAAGGUGGAAACCAUCGGCGAUGCGUACUGUGUAGCUGGAGGAUUACACAAAGAGUGUCCGACCCAUGCUGUCCAGAUUGCUCUCAUGGCUCUGAAGAUGAUGGAAUUGUCGGAUGAGGUCAUGACUCCCAUGGGGGAGAUCAUCAAGAUGCGUAUCGGGAUCCACUCUGGCUCGGUUUUGGCAGGUGUGGUCGGUGUUAAAAUGCCACGAUACUGCCUUUUUGGCAAUAAUGUCACAUUAGCCAAUAAGUUUGAGUCCUGUAGCCUGCCAAGAAAGAUUAACGUCAGUCCCACCACAUACAGAUUGUUAAAAGAUUGUCCAGAGUUCAUUCUUAUCCCCCGGAGAAGAGAGGAUCUUCCGCCCAACUUCCCCACUGACAUCCCUGGAGUUUGUUACUUUCUCCAGGCUCGUGAUCAAAAGACAAGUGCUGCUUCCAGAGGCUGUGCUACAGAGGAAACUCAGCCCAGUGGAUGAAAACACAAAAUAUCUCAGAGCAGACAACGAAUGCUGGAAACAGUGGAAACAGUGGUUACAGUGGAAACAGUAAUACUGCUUGUCACUCUGUGUAUCGUUUUAGUUGAGCCAGAGGUAGUUUAUCAUCCAACUGUUGAAUGUUGCCAAAAAGCUAUCAAAUAACACUCAUUAGAAGGGUUUCAUUGAGCACUGUGUUUUUCUUCACAGUGGCGUUAAGUAUGAGUCCUGUAAUUUUGAUCGGCUGGACUGUUUUAAUAAAGUAAUUAGUUUAUUUUGACUUCCUAACUGUAUACCAAAAAUCUAAAAAGCAAAGAAUGUCAUCCACAUUUGUAUCUAUAAUAAUUGAUUUCUUUAAACGCUAUAGAGUCAAGAAAGUGAAUCAUUUAUAGUCUAAGGACAACAAGUAUCAUUUCAAUAAUCUGAAUAGAGCACAUCAUUGUAGUACACAGUAAAGGCGAAGAAAUGCACACAGUAAAGCAUCACCUCAGCAGAGCCCAUCCACAAUCAUUCUUGAACUAAACAUUGUGACAUUUCUUUUGUAUUGUAAUAGAUCUGUAAUAAACAUGCUUUAUUGAAA
Molecule: messenger RNA, 2980 nt
Organism: Rhinichthys klamathensis goyatoka
Lineage: Eukaryota; Metazoa; Chordata; Actinopteri; Cypriniformes; Leuciscidae
Gene: gucy1a1
Product: guanylate cyclase 1 soluble subunit alpha 1
Exons: 8
Coding region: 349-2403 (684 amino acids)
Biological process (GO): cGMP biosynthetic process; response to oxygen levels
Cellular component (GO): guanylate cyclase complex, soluble
Molecular function (GO): heme binding; guanylate cyclase activity
Source: RefSeq, a predicted model, not a curated record